Saccharomyces cerevisiae S288C is the source of this 1188-nucleotide messenger RNA. RefSeq names its product Aim39p (gene AIM39). The coding region runs from base 1 to 1188 and encodes 395 amino acids. The record is from RefSeq and is marked reviewed. NCBI's taxonomy places the organism in Eukaryota, Fungi, Ascomycota, Saccharomycetes, Saccharomycetales, Saccharomycetaceae. The transcript has a single exon. Gene Ontology annotation, cellular component: mitochondrial membrane.
AUGUGGGGGUUAUGCAAGAAGCAUUUUCCGAGCAAUAAAAUUCAAGUGCAGGAGAGAAACAAAGCAUUAAAACCAAAGAAGAGUGGCAGCGAACAUAAGACAAAGCAACUGUUUCCUGUAUUCAAUUGCAAGAAGAAGGAAAAAGGGGUAAUGAUACGGUUUGCGAUUCUACGUAAUGCUAACACAUCUCUACUGUCCGCGAGAAGUAUAUGCUUAUUUACCCAGGCGCCUACCUAUUGUCAUGUAAGGUUGAAUACCUUGAAUAAAAGCAUUACAACUAAAAGAAAUUCAUUGACAGAGUCGAAAAGGCAUGUCCAUGAUGGCAAGCAUUUUUUUACGACGCCACAUCAACAGCAACAGACGAAGUUGGGGGAAAUUGAAGAGGGACACAGUCCUAACAUAAAAGGAGAGGACUUGAGAAGCAUUGGUCAAGCAAUAACACAUCAGCGAAACAAGCGCCGAAAGCAAAUAUGGUCCGCCAUAUUUGGUGGUAUAUUCGGUGUGAUAUUAGGAUACUCACUAAUCUAUAGAGUGAUAUAUUUAAAGGAACAAAGUUUCUUACCAUUGUUUCCAUCAUCCAAGAUACGUAAACUGAGUACCAGAGAUUUGAAAAAGGUUGACGUAAACCAAGUACAGAAGCUUUCUAAAUUAAGGGUUUUAGAGAUAUUAUCCGGUCAUGACAUGAUCAAGGAACAAUACGGAGUACCAUUGCUUGAUAAAGAUGGCAAUUCACCCACGUUAAAUGAAUUCAGCAUGUGGUGCGAAGAUCAAGAUCCAUGUGUAACUGGUAUUGUAAUGGAGCCAGACGAUAAAAGGGAUAGUUCGCACACUUGGUAUAGAAUACCCUUUGUUUGCAAAUGGAGGAUAACGCAUCGGCCAAUAAGUAUACGGGGAACCAUCGACGAUUUACUGAACCGCAUUGGUUUGGAAACAGCCGAUUUAUUUGAGAUUAUAUCGCCGGAGAGGGUAUACGGGUCGUUCAAGUACGAAUACCCACUGCAGGGGGACUCACAUGCAUUACACCUUUGGUUUCAUGGCGAAAUCGAACUGGACGAUGAUUCUUUGAUUGUAUAUAAUGGAAAAUACCACGUUGAUGUUAAAUUGCAAGAAAUCGACCUCUUCAGACGUGAAAAGAACGGACAACUAAUACAGUACGUUCUAUACAAAAACGAAGCGGGCGACAAGUAA